Zophobas morio is the source of this 1815-nucleotide messenger RNA. RefSeq names its product probable cytochrome P450 6a19. The record is from RefSeq and is a predicted model, not a curated record. The transcript has 3 exons. The coding region runs from base 27 to 1583 and encodes 518 amino acids. Lineage: Eukaryota; Metazoa; Arthropoda; Insecta; Coleoptera; Tenebrionidae. Gene Ontology annotation, molecular function: iron ion binding; monooxygenase activity; heme binding.
GUGAACGUGACAGUGUAGUAUUUGAAAUGGCGAUUUUAACCGACAAUUGGUUAUUAGACUUUCUAAGUCUGUUUAUUACUUUAUUAGCAGUUACUUUAACAUGGAUAAAAUAUUCCCAUACUUACUGGCAACGUAAAGGUAUAUCUACACCGCCUACGAAGUUUCCAUUUGGACACGGUCAGAGUUUAUUCACUCAAUCCGAAUCAAUGGGCGAUUUUAUUCUAAAUAUUUAUAAAUAUUUAAAAAAACGCGAUCAGCCACAUGGAGGACUAACUAUUAUUAAUGCACCAGCUUAUAUGCCCAUAAACUUAGACAUCACUAAAGCUAUUCUCCAAAACGAUUUCAGGCAUUUUAUUGACAGAGGAGCCUAUUAUGACGAGAUCAAUGAUCCAUUAAGUGCUCAUUUAUUCUCAUUGGAAGGUGAAAAGUGGAAGAACCUUAGGGCGAAAUUAACUCCAACAUUUACUUCCGGCAGAUUAAAAAUGAUGUUCGAUACUUUAGUUACUUGUGGUGAUCAACUGAAAACGGAAAUGGACAAAACUGCAAGCAAGGAAGCUGUUGAAAUGAAGGAUAUGUUGGGUCGGUUCACUACUGAUAUCAUUGGAAACUGUGCUUUUGGAAUCGAGUGCAAUUCAUUGAAAAACCCGGAUAACGAAUUUCAUGGAUACUUCAAGUUAUUCUUUCUGAACACAUUUUGGGAGAACUUGAACGGCUUUAUUAGUUUCAUAGCCCCAGUAUUAGCCAAGAUGCUAAAACUUACAAUUGUUAAACCAAAAUUAGCAAACUUCUUCAUGAAAGUAGUUAAAGACACGGUGAAAUAUCGUGAAGAAAAUAAUAUUUAUCGAAAAGACUUCAUGCAUUUACUGUUGCAACUGAAAAACAGAGGACAACUGGUGGACGAUAACAGUGUAUUGAGUGAAGAAAAUGAGAAAAAACACCAAGUUAGUCUAACAGUGAAUGAAAUUGCCGCCCAAUCGUUUGUGUUUUUCCUGGCUGGGUACGAGACUUCAUCGACCACUAUGACUUUCUGUCUUUUUGAACUGGCAUCGAAUCCUGACAUACAAGAAAAACUGCGAAAAGAAGUUCAAGAAGUACUCGAAAGACAUGAAAAUAAACUGACAUACGAUGCUAUUAUGGAGAUGCAUUACAUGGAGCAAGUUAUUAAUGAAACUUUAAGAAAAUAUCCACCACUUCCUAACUUGAGUCGUAUAUGCACAAAAAAUUACACAGUCCCUGGAACAAAUCUUGUCAUAGAAAAGGGCACUGCAGUACUUAUUCCAGUUAUGGGGAUUCAGCAUGAUUCAGAAUACUAUCCAAAUCCCGAAAAGUUUGACCCAGAAAGAUUUUCAGAAGUAAAUAAGAAAGAACGACACCCGUGUGCUUUUCUACCAUUUGGUGAAGGUCCCCGAAUUUGUAUAGGUCUCCGAUUCGGAAUGUUACAAACAAAAGUUGGACUCAGCGUUCUCUUGAAGAAUUAUAAAUUUUCGAUUAAUUCGAAGACACAAUUACCUCUAAAAUUUAAUCCAUCAUCUUUUAUAUUGAGUCCAGUGGGAGGAAUGUGGCUUGACUACAUAAAACUAUAAAAUUUGAAAAUUUGUGUAUACGAAAACAAAUACAAUAUAUCUUGAGGUUAUACGUUAUUGUGAGAUACUGCGAUAAUACUUACUUAUGCAGUAAAUAGUUAUUUACGUAUCUAGUCAGGAAUAACAUUGUUUUUUGUAGCCGUAAAUUCGUAAAUUUUUCACUUUUAACUAAAGAAUUUAUAGUUUUAUUUAAUACCUGCACUGGGCUCUGAAAUAAUAAAAAAUAUGUGUA